CUAUAAAAAGACAGGGCUGCCCUGAGACAGCAGAGCUUCCUUAUUCACCAUGAAGCCUCACCAAUCCCCACUGAGUAACACUGUCUUCUUCCUCCUUUCUCUUCUCUGUUCAGAUGGGGACAAGGUCUGUGCAAUGCCAGGUGCCCAAGUAAUGGUCUUCAGGUCUCGAAUCUGGGAUGUCAAUCAAAAAUCCCUUUACCUACAGAAUGAUGAGCUAGUGGCAGGAUACCUACAAGGUCCCAAUUCUGCCCUGGAAGAGAAGAUUUACUGGAUUCCUAACCGUAACUUUAAUCGUGAGAAGUUCCCGAUCAUCCUGAGUAUUCGGGAUGGGAGUCAGUGCCUGGCCUGCUCCCUCGGGGACCAACCUGUGCUCCAGCUUGAGAGCAUCCGCAUCUCAGACCUGUACAAUGACGGCAAGGAGGACUCUACCCGCUUUACCUUCUUCCGGUCUCACAAGAAUGGAAUGUGGCGCUUUGAGUCUGCUGCCCACCCAGGCUGGUUCCUUUGCACCUCCUCCAAAUCCAACGAGCCCAUCGGCCUCACGAGGAACCCAGGAUCCGCUCAUGUCAUUGACUUUUACUUUCAGUCAUGCUGAGCCCGAGGGCUCUCAGAGAAAGAUCUCAUGUGCAUGGGCACCCAGUUUUCCGCCAUUCCCAUCUUCCCCUUGAAAGUUUGAUUUCUCGGCUGGGUCAGCUUUAGGGAUGGCUGAGAAUGGGGGAACUCCCAGAAAUCCCUCCCAGCCACAGAGGUAUAUUUUCUGGGCAGAUCACCUCUGCUGCAUUUAACAUUGGUGACCAUUGUGGCCAGAAUCUACAGGAAGCUAACAACCAAGUAGGGGUGUCAACCACCAGGUGGGACUUGAGGGGAGGGGGCUGGAAUUACAGGUAAUCUGCAGACUACAGAGAUCAUUUCCCUUGGAGAAAAUAGAUGGUUAGGAGGAUGGACUCUAUGAUAGUGUACUCCAAUGAGGUCCUUGUCCUCCCCACCCUGUCCUCUCCACCCCUCAAUCUCCAGGAGUUUCCUAACCUGGAUCUGGCAACCUCCCUCCCCACCUGCAUCACUCUCUGGUUGGCCAAAUGGUACUUGGCAACCCCACAAUUAAACCAUGUGGUGAUAGUCAUCUCCUGUUGCUGGUCCUCAGCACCUGGUCUUUAGAGACAGAAUUCCUUGGAACACGACUUUUCCUGGCCAGAAGCCACCAGUAGACCUUAAACAGGGAUGGAUUUACAGAUGUGUAUUUGACUAUAUUGGUCUUUUUAUUUCAAAAAUAGUGACGAAAAUAUCUGAAAUAACAUUUUCUACAAAUCUAGGGGUCACAGGUACAAUUGUUCCAAAAUCAUUCUCAUUUGGUUUUAAACAACAUGAGCCAAUGGUGGACCACAAGAAAAGUUAUCGGCUCCCCUCCCAAACUUGUCAUUCAGUUUUCAGUUCUGGUUCUGAAUUGUAAGUCCAAAGCCCACCCCUGUUCCCUGCAUGUUUGCACUGGAGCAGGACCUGAAAACUGCAAAGCAAGAGCCAUUGGGGCCAAAUUCCUGGUAUCCAUUCCUCCCAAAAGCCGCAACUCAUUCUUCUUAGUUCAGUCAGCAACCUCAGUACUCUCUCUGAGAACUGUCACUAGCCGAGGGAUGAGUCAUAGUAGCAAAAGAUGGUGUGACCAAAGCUUGUCUGAAAUAGACUCAGAGCUGAAAUUCAGGUUACUUAAAAAAAUACAAUAAAACUUGCUUGAAAAAACAAAAGGAUAACAUCAGGAAUUCACCUAUUAGAGGGCCAAACUUUUCCUGACCACAUAAUGUAGUGUUUAGUGUCAGGCUAGAAUGUGAGGGGUCUGGGUUCAAAUCUCCACACUGCCAUGAGUGGAAGUCCAGAAUGACAAAACAUAGUUAACUUUGAGAGGAGAGAUGUAGGGCAGACUGUCCUCCUCAGUGUUUCAUGUGGGCUUUUACUUCCAACACCAGAUGUAGGGGAAGCCUUUCAGACAAAUGCCAUGCUGGCAACAGAGUAAAGAAAAUGAGAGUUAGCGAUUGCUCCUUCCCAAUGGAAACAGAAGCUCAAGAUCAGAUCUUAAUUCUCAUAUCUCUUUCUCUCGGCUUGGCUUUGCGAACGAAGAUUUAAGAAGGGUGCAAUAGUCCACGUCUGCUGCAGGCUCGCUGGUGGCUGACAAGACCAAUGUGGGACAGGCAGGUCCGGCCGCAGCGGCUGCAGGGAAAAGUCUGAUUUAGGGCUGGCGCCGUAGCAGUGCGAUUCUUCCUCAAUCUUCCUAAUUCUCAUAUAGCACAUCUGUAAAUUCAUUUUAUUCCUCUCAAUUAAUCCUAAUUCAAAGUAACAACCAGGUAAGGAAGAGGUUGUUUUUAAUGGAUUUUCACUAAAGGAUAUGUGGGGAGAAGGGUUGAGAUUUCUCAGGUAUUCCACUUUUCCUUCAGAAUUAACACACAAGAGGGGAGUAAUCUUGCUCAUGUUCUAAGUGGGCCUAUCCCUGAUUAAGAAAAGAGCUGAAGUUUCUAGAAGUUUCUAUUAUGGAACAUAAUACCCACUUGAGUUGAGGGAAGGACACAAAGGAAUGUUUGCAGUUUGAUUUUGCACACAGAGAGUCUGAUAGUGUUGGACAGUUUUUUUGGGGGAGGAGGUUCCUUAGCUGUACUUAACAAAAAGUGGAGGGAUUCUUGGUGUACAGUUACUGUCUCUGAGAAUUUGACACAGGAUCAACUGUUGUGCUGCUUGCUGCAGGAAUCUUGUUUGCUUUCCCUGUGGUCUGUGUGUAUGCUUGUCAAAAAACAGAUAUUAAACAAAAGUUGAACCUU
This is a messenger RNA of Heteronotia binoei (common prickly gecko), 2798 nucleotides long. Its product is annotated as interleukin-1 receptor antagonist protein-like. Gene Ontology annotation, molecular function: interleukin-1 receptor binding; cytokine activity. Gene Ontology annotation, biological process: inflammatory response to antigenic stimulus; cytokine-mediated signaling pathway; positive regulation of gene expression. NCBI's taxonomy places the organism in Eukaryota, Metazoa, Chordata, Lepidosauria, Squamata, Gekkonidae. Bases 50 to 595 code for a protein of 181 amino acids. The record is from RefSeq and is a predicted model, not a curated record. The transcript has 4 exons.